AUGAAGAAUAUCACAUAUGCAAUUUCUCAAGAUUUGGCUGUGCCAUUUCAAAUUAAAAUACAUUCAUUAGAAGGCGAGAAACCACUGUUAAAAGCUUCCAGUAGAAUUAAAAACUCACAAUUGACACAAAUAGAGUCUAAUAUUAUCAGUUGUAGUCAAAUGCAAGUGUCAGUUCAGGUCAUCGAUAAAAAAAGUGAUAGGAAUUUGACUUUACCCGUUAUUACACCAUAUAUACCAUUUAAGGGGACUAGAAAAUGGGAUUAUUGGAUAACUUUACCUAUACAGACACAACAAUUGACUCCUUCAUGUUAUUUAAACAUUAUACUGUGGGAAUAUGAUGGGUUUAAGAGGGUUCCUUUCUAUCAACUGGUAACAAGUAUAUUUAAUAAAGACACAUUUCAAUUAAAAAGAGGUUAUGAGUUUAUUAAAUUUCAAUACGAUGAUUUAAAUAGUGUGGAAUGUUUACAAGAUGAUGAAAUUUAUAAUAAUCUUAAUAAAUUUUGUUUGGGUGAAUUUAAAAGAACUAAAUGGUUAGAUAAAUUAACUUUACAAAAUUUGAACAAUUUAAAAUUGACGAGAAGUUGGCCGUUGGGGACUUUUGUAUUGAAUCUCGAAUACCCAGUAUACGAAUUUCCAAUCAUUUAUACAGAUUUAGGAUCUAACCAACAUCCAUCAAAUAUUCCUUGUUUUGAUAACUUUGAAAAGUUGAAUAGCAACAUUACCAAUAAUUUAAUGUACAAUAAUGACACAAAAAAUACCACAAAAAUAGGGAAUGAAUCAAAUAUGACGAUAUCCCUUGGUGAUAAACAUGAGUCCACUUUAAAAUUUUUUGACCCUGAUCAAUACAAUUAUGACCCUAUUGAAGAAAAAUAUAGACGUUUGGAAAGAGCAUCACAACAUUCAGAUUUCGAUAAAAGAAUUAAGCCCACAAUUAAAAAACGUGAUUAUUUAAAACAUAUAAUGGAAUAUCCAUCUGGACGACAAUUAAGUGCUCAUGAAAAGGGAUCAAUAUGGAAAUAUCGUUACUAUUUAAUGAAUAACAAAAAAGCAUUAACUAAAUUGUUAAAAAGUACUAAUAUGUCAGAAGAAUCAGAGAGAACAGAAGUAUUGGAAUUAAUGAAUACUUGGUCUGAAAUUGAUAUUGAAGAUGCGAUUGAAUUGUUGGGACCUUCUUUUACAAAUAUAUCUGUUCGAUCUUAUGCAGUAAAGAGAUUGAAAAAAGCAUCUGAUCAAGAAUUAGAGUUGUAUCUAUUACAACUAGUUCAAGCAUUGUGUUUUGAGAAUGUAUCAAAUCUAGCAGAUUUAUCAAAUAGUGAUUUUACUAUUGUUAGUGAUGUCAAUAAUUCGCAGAACCAACGUUUUAUACAAUCAAUACAAGUUACAAAAAGUUUUAGUGACACAAUACCUGAUUCAAAUUCAAAAAGCAAAUACAAUAAUUACAUUGAAGAUAGUUCAGAGAAUCAAUUGCCUAUUGUAAUUUCACCUUUAGCAGAGUUUUUAAUUACAAGAGCUUUAAGCAAUAUAAGAUUAGGAAUAUUCUUUUACUGGUAUUUAAAAUCUGAAUCCAAAGAUAAUCCUUGUUUACAACAAAUAAUGCAAUCGUUUUGGGAUAGACUAGAUCUAAAUAAUCAUGAAAUAUUGAAUCAACAGGCUACAUUAGUUGAUCUUUUAAAUCAAUGUUGUCUUGAAGUAAAAAAUUCCAAAGAUUCUAUUACUAAGAAGACAGAGUUAUUAAGUGAAAUAUUAAGAACUAAUAUAAGACAUUUUUUGAAAGGAAAGGCUAUUAUAUUACCAUUAGAUCCAGGCAUAAAGAUUGUCGAUGUGGUACCUGAACAAUCUAGAGUUUUCAAAAGUUCAUUAUCGCCUUUAAUGAUAACUUUUAGAACAGAUGAUAAUUCUACUUAUUCAUUAAUGUAUAAAGUUGGAGACGAUUUAAGGCAAGAUCAAUUUGUGCUUCAAAUUAUUCGCUUAAUGGAUGUAUUAUUGAAAAACGAAAAUGUUGAUUUAAAACUAACUCCAUAUAAGAUAUUGGCCACUGGUUCCCAAGAAGGGUCUAUGCAAUUCGUCCCUAAUGAAACUAUGGCUACAAUUUUAAGUAAGUACCAUGGUGUUUUACCUUAUUUGAUACGUAAUUUUGGGGAUUCCAAUUCUGAGUUAGGUGUCCAAGAUUGGGUAAUGGAUAAUUUUGUUAAGUCCUGUGCAGGAUAUUGUGUGAUAACUUAUAUACUUGGUGUUGGUGAUAGGCAUUUAGACAAUCUGCUGAUAACAACAGAUGGUCACUUUUUCCAUGUGGAUUUUGGUUAUAUUUUGGGGCAGGACCCUAAACCUUUCCCACCAUUAAUGAAGCUACCACCACAGAUCAUAGAGGCGUUUGGUGGUGCAGGAUCCUCUAAUUAUAAUAAGUUUAGAAGUUACUGUUUUGUAGCAUAUUCAAUUUUAAGAAGAAAUGCUGGCUUAAUUCUAAACCUUUUUGAAUUAAUGAAAUCCAGUGAUAUACCAGAUAUCCGUAUUGAUCCUGACGGGGCUAUAUUAAAAGUUAAAGAACGGUUCAAUCUUGAUAUGUCUGAAGAGGAAGCUACAGAACAUUUUCAAACCUUAAUUAAUGAUAGUGUUAAUGCUUUAUUACCCAUUGUUAUCGAUCAUUUGCAUAAUUUAGCCCAAUAUUGGAGAUCUUAA
Arxiozyma heterogenica is the source of this 2676-nucleotide messenger RNA. It is a transcript of the gene VPS34, whose product is annotated as phosphatidylinositol 3-kinase VPS34. Gene Ontology annotation, molecular function: 1-phosphatidylinositol-3-kinase activity. The transcript has a single exon. Lineage: Eukaryota; Fungi; Ascomycota; Saccharomycetes; Saccharomycetales; Saccharomycetaceae. Bases 1 to 2676 code for a protein of 891 amino acids. The record is from RefSeq and is a predicted model, not a curated record. Gene Ontology annotation, biological process: endocytosis; autophagosome assembly; autophagy of peroxisome. Gene Ontology annotation, cellular component: phosphatidylinositol 3-kinase complex, class III, type I; peroxisome; phosphatidylinositol 3-kinase complex, class III, type II.